Molecule: messenger RNA, 897 nt
Organism: Penicillium lagena
Lineage: Eukaryota; Fungi; Ascomycota; Eurotiomycetes; Eurotiales; Aspergillaceae
Product: SDR family NAD(P)-dependent oxidoreductase
Exons: 4
Coding region: 1-897 (298 amino acids)
Molecular function (GO): oxidoreductase activity, acting on the CH-OH group of donors, NAD or NADP as acceptor
Source: RefSeq, a predicted model, not a curated record
AUGGCUCCUCAAGACCGUAUCGCCCAGGUGAACAAGCACCUCAACUACCCUGCUGGCGUGCUGGCCGGCCAGGUCGCCAUCAUCACCGGCGCGGGCCAAGGUAUCGGCGCCGAGGCUGCGCGGCUAUUUGCCAACGAGGGCGCAAAGGUCAUCGUCGCGGACAUUGAUGCCCAAAAGGCCAAUGGUGUCGCUGACGCCAUCAACGCCGCCGAGCCCGGGCGCGCCCUCGCGGUCAUCGGCGAUAUCCUGGACGCCAACUACAUCAACGAUCUAGUGAAGCGCGCUGCCGAGUUCGGUGGCGGUAAGAUCCAUAUUAUUGUGAACAAUGCCGGGUUCACAUGGGACGCAGUCGUUCACAAGAUGACCGAUAGGCAAUGGGAGACGAUGCUGGCAGUGCACAACACGGCGCCCUUCCGACUGGUGCGUGCUGCGGCGCCCUACUUCCGCGUCAAGGACAAGGAGCCGCGGGUGAUCAUCAACAUCAGUAGCACGAGCGGCAUUCACGGCAAUGCCGGCCAAACCAACUACGCCGUCGCCAAAGCCGGCGUCGUCGGCCUGACCAAGACCAUUGCCAAAGAAUGGGGCCCUGCCUUCGGCGUGCGCUCCAACACCAUUGCCUUUGGCUACGUGACCACCCGUCUGACGGCCGCCAAGGAGGCAGGUGCUUUCAUUACCCAACCCGACGGCACCAAGGUCGCCCUCGGAAUCCCCGGCAAGCAGCUUGACGCUAAGAAGGGCACCGAUGCGAAGGCCGAGGCCAACGCCUAUCCAGAUAUCCCGCUGCGGCGCCCGGCUAGCCCUGAGGAGGCGGCGAGGUCCAUUCUGGGUGUUGCUAGUCCGUGGUUCUCGUAUGUUAAUGGGGAGACUAUCCGGGUUACUGGUGGGCGGAAUAUGUAA